This is a messenger RNA of Jaculus jaculus (lesser Egyptian jerboa), 4338 nucleotides long. RefSeq names its product p21 (RAC1) activated kinase 6 (gene Pak6). Gene Ontology annotation, molecular function: protein serine/threonine kinase activity; ATP binding. The coding region runs from base 914 to 2941 and encodes 675 amino acids. The transcript has 11 exons. Gene Ontology annotation, biological process: protein phosphorylation; regulation of MAPK cascade; intracellular signal transduction. Gene Ontology annotation, cellular component: cytoplasm. The record is from RefSeq and is a predicted model, not a curated record. NCBI's taxonomy places the organism in Eukaryota, Metazoa, Chordata, Mammalia, Rodentia, Dipodidae.
ACGAUAUCAAAAUUGCCAAGCAACGUUGGAGCAGUCUCGCGCCCUGAAGAGCAGGUCGCCGCCUGAGGAUUUAAUGGAGAAAUCCCAAAGUGAGCGCGGGUGCACUGUGGAGGAGGGGCUCCCCGCGGCCAGGGCUGCCGGGCCCUGAUCGCCAGAGGAAGGCAGGAGCUGGACGCGCUGGGGAUCCGUGGCCAGCUCCCUCUGACAGCAGCGGCUGACCACAGCAGGUGGGGGAGGGUACUCCUCCUCUACUGACAUGCCAGGAGCUGCCAGCAGCCAUCCAGGUGACUAAGCCUGCCCACCGCCACUGAGUCACCCGCCCGCCAGAGCUUUUCUUCCUUCUCCUCGGCAUCUGAUUAUUUUGGGAGCUGAAAACUUGGAGCUGCACCUGAGGCCCGCCCCUUCGCGCUCUCCCCUCCCUACCUUGGCUCGGAGAAAGAUGGGACUUGCUAUGACUCUGCUGCCACCCCCUAAGGACAUGGAAGGCACAGCAGGAGCCAGAGGUGCCCAGGGAGAGACGGCAGCUGGCAGAGUACAAUAGCAGACAUGGUGAUCAGUCGCCCAUGUGUCCUCUGGAGGUGCUGGGAGAGAAGGGGAGUCUUGUCCACACUGACUGGAGUCCUCCCGGGCUGGCGUUGAGCUCACCUUUCAUGGGGAUGUUUCUGUAAGCGAGUGGCAUUUGGAGAGCAAGGCUGGAUUGCUUAGACAGGCCUGUGCAGGGAGCACCACUUUCUGGGCUCCAGACAAGCACCAGCCUGCAGCAGUGGGAGAGGGGAGAGGGGGAGGCCCAGCUGCCCAAGAGCAGCCAAGGCCUGCGGAGGGACUGGCCCCAGGAGAGUCUAGACCUUCCUCUGCUCGGUACCCGGGAUUGCUGACCGCUCAGCCCUAAGGAGCCUCGGCCGCAGCGGUCAUCAUGUUCCGCAAGAAGAAGAAGAAACGCCCCGAGAUCUCAGCCCCACAGAACUUCCAACACCGCGUCCACACCUCCUUUGACCCCAAGGAAGGCAAGUUUGUGGGCCUACCCCCACAAUGGCAGAACAUCUUAGACACCCUGCGGCGUCCCAAGCCUGUGGUGGACCCGUCACGAAUCACACGCGUGCAGCUGCAGCCUAUGAAGACAGUGGUGCGGGGCAGCUCAGUGCCCACAGACGGCUAUAUCUCGGGAUUGCUCAAUGACAUCCAGAAGUUAUCCGCCAUCAGCUCCAACACUCUGCGUGGUCGCAGUCCCACAAGCCGGCGACGGGCACAGUCCCUUGGGCUGCUGGGGGAUGAACACUGGGCCGCUGACCCAGACAUGUACCUCCAGAGCCCGCAGUCGGAGCACACUGACCCCCAUGGCAUCUACCUCAGCUGCAACGGGGGCACGCCAGCAGGUCACAGGCAAAUGCCAUGGCCCGAGCCCCAGAGCCCACGGGUUCUGCCCAACGGGCUGGCUGCCAAGGCACAGUCCUUGGGUCCUGCCGAGUUCCAAGGUGCCUCACAGCGCUGCCUGCAGCUGGGCGCCUGCCUGCCCAGUUCCCCACCUGGCACCUCACCCCCCAUGGCCACAGGGAGGCGUGGGGUGAAGACUGCCAAACAUGGGUCUGAGGAGGCCCGGCCACAGUCCUGCCUGGUGGGCUCGGCAGCCAGCAGGCCAGGUGGGGAAGGCAGCCCGAAGACCCAGGAGAGCAGCCUCAAGCACCGGCUGUUCCGAAGCAUGUUCCUGUCCACGCCCGCGGGCAGCGGCAGAGCAGGUCCCGCACCGCAGAGCAAGCCCAACUCUGCUUUCCGACCCCCACAGAAAGAUUCUCCCCCAAGCCUGGUGGCCAAGGCCCAGUCCUUACCCUCGGACCAGCCCACGGGGACCUUCAGUCCUCUGACCACCUCGGACACCAGCAGCCCCCAGAAGUCCUUCCACCCAGCCCCAGCCGCCGGCCCACUUCCAGGCCGGUCUUCCCCGGCAGGCUCCCCUCGCACUCGGCAUGCCCAGAUCAGCACCAGCAACCUGUACCUGCCCCAGGACCCCACAGUGGCUAAGGGUGCCCUGGCUGGAGAGGACACGGGCAUUGUGACGCAUGAGCAGUUCAAGGCUGCGCUCAGGAUGGUGGUAGACCAGGGUGACCCCCGGCUGCUACUGGAUAGCUAUGUGAAGAUUGGGGAGGGGUCCACGGGCAUCGUGUGCCUGGCCCGGGAGAAGCACUCGGGUCGACAGGUGGCUGUCAAGAUGAUGGACCUCAGGAAGCAGCAACGCCGGGAGCUGCUUUUUAACGAGGUAGUGAUCAUGCGAGACUACCAGCACCUCAAUGUGGUGGAGAUGUACAAGAGUUACCUGGUGGGUGAGGAGCUGUGGGUGCUGAUGGAGUUCCUGCAGGGCGGGGCCCUCACCGACAUCAUCUCCCAAGUCAGGCUGAAUGAGGAGCAGAUCGCCACUGUGUGUGAGGCUGUGCUGCAGGCCCUGGCUUACCUGCACACCCAGGGUGUCAUCCAUCGGGACAUCAAGAGUGACUCCAUCCUGCUGACCCUGGAUGGAAGGGUAAAGCUUUCAGACUUUGGAUUCUGUGCUCAGAUCAGCAAAGAUGUCCCCAAGAGGAAGUCCCUGGUGGGCACCCCAUACUGGAUGGCUCCUGAAGUAAUCUCCAGGUCUCUGUAUGCCACUGAGGUGGAUAUCUGGUCUCUGGGCAUCAUGGUGAUUGAGAUGGUAGAUGGAGAGCCCCCUUACUUCAGCGACUCCCCAGUACAAGCCAUGAAGAGACUCCGGGAUAGCCCCCCACCUAAGCUGAAAAACUCUUACAAGGUCUCCCCAGUGCUGCGAGACUUCCUGGAACGGAUGCUGGUGCGAGACCCGCAAGAGAGAGCCACAGCCCAAGAGCUCCUGGAUCACCCCUUCCUGCUGCAGACGGGUCUGCCCGAGUGCCUGGUGCCUCUGAUCCAGCUCUAUCGCAAGCAGGCCUCCACCUGCUGAGCCCACUCCCAGGGUUCACCUGCUACCUGUGCUCACAGGCAGGGGACACUGAGCAGCCAGCCCACCGGCAGGACCUACCUGCCUCAUUUUCUCAGUAUUCUCUCCAAAGAUUGAAUGUGAAAUUCUACCCCUACCCUCUUGCCCCUUUGCCCACUGGGCCAGGCCGGACCUGCCCCCUCGGGUCUCUCUCCCUUCCCAGAGAGUCCCCAGUUGCCUUUGGGAUGAUGGUGACCCCUUCUGCAGGAUGGCCCUUUGUUAUUUGCACAGGGAUAUUUCUUAAAAAAACAAAAACAAAAAACAAAAAUAUGGAGAGUGGUGCUCCUGGCCACUGGCCAGCACAGCCGGCUGCUGCAGAUCUUAAAGGGCAGUUGUCCACUAUUAUCAAAGGCCACUCAAGAUGGCCCAUCUUCGCAUGGAUAAUUGCUAUUCUCAGCUCCAGCUUCAAACCUUGAAGUCCCAGAGGGAUAUUGGCAAAGGUUUUAUUGCCUGAACCCUCCUUCCUCACUUGACCUGACUUCCUGAGGCCCUGCCCACUCCCACUUCCUGUCUCCCAACACUGCCUCUCCUCUCACAACUUCACAGAACUGUGAAUCACCUGUGUUCGGGCAGUGGGAAGGGCAAGGGGGCAUCUUCUGAGUGAGUGUGAGAGAGAUGGGGUUUAUGAUAAAACUAGCUUCACUUUCCGGAUUGGCGAUAACGUCAUGUGGGUGGGUAUGCAUAUGUGUGUGUUAAGGAAGGAAGGGUACCCCAGUGGCCUGGGGUCCUUCUGUUACCCACAGCCAGCUUCAGCCUCAUGUGCUGUCAUGCCAAGCUCCACUCUGAAGGGACCUGCUUUCUUGGCCUGGCUUUCUGCCAGUCAAGUCCUGUGUUUAUACCCCCAAAAGUGAAGGGAUGUAUGUCAAGUCUGAUACAUGCUGGAGGUCCUGAAAGCUUGAGUCUCUCCCAUAUUGAGACAAAUAACAAGGGAAAUUACUUUGUUUUACCUGUUUGUUUCAUCUCAGUAGCCAGGUCAUCAGGGACCCAUCCUCUUCAGCUCCCUGGGCUGGGUCAGAAGAUGAACCACCACCCAGGGGUCCCUCAUGCCAAGGGAAUGGGCACCCCCUUUGUGUGACUCUGCUUCUGCAGACACCUGCCUCAUCCUCCCUCCCUCCCCACCUUCCUGGCUAUGUGAGACAGGUAAUGCCAGGGAAGAACACCAAGUGUCUGGACCCUAUCCAGAUAAUAUUUUUAGAUUCCCCUGCUCCCUAGUGGCCUGCAUUAGGGCAAAGAAAUUGCAAAGACUCUUUUUUUUUUUUUUUUUUAAGAGGUAAGAGUUUUAAAAACGAGAGCAUCUUCCCUAGAAAUUUUUGUGAAUUGUUUGCACUUGUGCCUGUUUUAAAUUAAAUUGAAUGUUCAAA